Molecule: messenger RNA, 854 nt
Organism: Penaeus monodon (black tiger shrimp)
Lineage: Eukaryota; Metazoa; Arthropoda; Malacostraca; Decapoda; Penaeidae
Product: larval cuticle protein LCP-17-like
Exons: 3
Coding region: 197-799 (200 amino acids)
Cellular component (GO): chitin-based extracellular matrix
Molecular function (GO): structural constituent of chitin-based larval cuticle
Source: RefSeq, a predicted model, not a curated record
AGUGGUGAUGAUGAUAAUGUUGAUGGUGACAGCAUUGGUGAUGAUAAUGAUGCACCUCUCCUUACAAAGACCCAGAGGAUUACGUUAAUUUGUAAAUAAUACAUAAAAGUGUUUAAGAAAAAUGAACUUGCCAAUAGAAAUGUAACGCAAUGUGGGUUUGUUUUUUUACUUUCGAUUUUUUUUUUCUUUUUUAGCGAUGCCAGUUACGCCGAAAGGCUACAAGAAGCAUCACGGCCAAGGUCACCAAGUGUUUGCUUGCUCCUACGAUGGUAUAAAAGGGCAGGCAGCUAAGAGCACUGCACUAGUUCCAUUCUACUCGCACUCACUCAACAUGAAGUUCCUGAUCAUCGCUUGUGUCGCCGCCGUGGCCGUCGCCGCCCCUCAGUACAGCUAUGAUGCUCCUCGUGCUGCGUCCAGUGAGGAGCGCGAGUUCGUGCCAAUCCUCAAGGACGACCGCGUCCACGAGGAAGACGGAACUUACAACUUCGACUUCGAAGCUGCCAACGGCAUCAGCUUCUCCCAGGCUGGAUCCCCCGACGGUGAUGACGACGCAGUGAUCAAGGCUGGAGAAUACUCGUACACUGCUCCUGACGGCACUGAAAUCCAUCUCCGCUUUGUGGCUGACGAGAACGGCUUCCAACCCCAGGGCGCUCACCUCCCAGUGGCUCCUGAGUUCCCUCACCCAAUCCCUCAGUUCGUCCUCGACCAGAUCGCAAAGGCCGCCGAGGAGGACCGCAACCGCCGCGACGACUCCGACGAAGUUGCCGCUCCUUCCAGACUGUAUGGCCGACCCAACUAAAUACCAAUGCAAAUGAUGUAUUUAUGCGAUAACUGAUAUAAUAUUUUACAUAAAA